AUGGCCAAACUCAUUAUUGCCUUGCUGGUAUUUUGUUUGGUCGGGUUUGGACGAGGGGUAGUAUUACCUCAACUCGACCCUUACUGGGACAAUAUAGACAACUAUUGUGGCUCGAGGUUGGCUAACGAGCUAGAAGUAAUUUGCAGAGGAAAAUACAACGAGUUACCUGCUGGAGAGGAACAGAUUUCAAUCGGACAAAGGAGACGAUUACGAUUACCGCUAAUCGUCGAUGAAUGUGUAACCGUGCCCUGCACAAGAAGAACACUCAAAAUGUAUUGUGCUCCGGAUGCCUAA
Macrosiphum euphorbiae (potato aphid) is the source of this 294-nucleotide messenger RNA. Lineage: Eukaryota; Metazoa; Arthropoda; Insecta; Hemiptera; Aphididae. The record is from the annotation of a GenBank genome assembly.